AUGAAGCGAGACCACCGAGCUUUGAAUUUGACUGUCGCUACACCGAACACUAGGAAUAAGUGGGGGAGCCAGAACUACCGUUCAAACAACCGGGAUAUCUCAAACUUCAACUACGCGUCACCUACUGUCGUUCCUCCACCUUCCGCAAUACCCACCAUCGGUUCUAUGAACAGCGACGAUAGUACUCCUACUCUUACCACCAUCAAAAAGUCUCUACCGCCUCUUUCAUGCGCGGAUAAUGAUUCUGUUUACUCUCAAGAUAGCGCAUGCAUUAUCCUUCCACCAUCAAAAAAAGUCGCAGACGCCACUCCGAAGACUGCCUUGACAUUUGCCGCGAUCUGGGAUCCAGACGGUGGAUUCACGACCAUUUCAGGCAAUCAGUUGUUGAGUAAUAGUAACAAUGGGACAUCCAUAUACGGCGGCGGUGGUCUCGUUGACGACGAUGAAGAAUAUGGAAAUGGACAUCCGGAUUGCGAACCUCAUCUCCCCUCACGGUUUUCCGUAACCACAACGUCAACGUCCAACUACAUCAAUGUCGAUUUUGGAGAGGAAGAUCGUGAAGGCUGGAGUUGGACUGCAGGAAAAACUAUGGACCCGUCCCGUUCCACCUCAGACUACCUUCGUCCUGGAGACCUUCAUCCCGCCUGGGUUCCUCAAAUAUUCAAUGCUGGUUAUACGAAACCGAAAUCAUCAUCCCGUGCAUCGCCACUUAAACGUCCCGAGAUUUCGGGACCAUUCCAGCUCACGAGUUCUACGGCGUUGCCGACAGCGGUGAAGAGUGUUCAGAACGCGAACCAUUACGGGUUUGAGUAUGAGCGUCUGCCGCCUCCGCCUCCGUCACACCUACAACAACUUCCACCACGACCGCAACCACACCCGCUUGUUCGAAGAACCUCAUCCGGAAAUCAGCCUCGUUCGGGAAAUCUAUCUCGAAGCGCUACGGCUUCUCCAACUGGCUUGAAGAGAGCGAGGCUUCCUUCGGUGUUUGGGAAGCUUAAGAGGAGCCCUACUACUGGUCACAUUCCCCCUCCUUCCUCGUCAGCGUCCCCGCCGUUGCCGGAGGCUUAUGAGAACCCGAUAAGGCAGGGUUGGGUUGUCGUGGAUAUGUCGAAGAUGAAGAUAGCGCCGGGAGGGCGGGUAGUGCAUAAGGCGUCUACGUUGUAA
This is a messenger RNA of Marasmius oreades (fairy-ring Marasmius), 1164 nucleotides long. RefSeq lists its product as uncharacterized. Lineage: Eukaryota; Fungi; Basidiomycota; Agaricomycetes; Agaricales; Marasmiaceae. The record is from RefSeq and is a predicted model, not a curated record. The transcript has 4 exons. The coding region runs from base 1 to 1164 and encodes 387 amino acids.